GCCGGCCACCGGGCCCUGGGGUCACCCGGCUUCCGCCCCUCUCUACUUGGUCUUCAGGCACCGCCCCCUCGUAUGACGUCACCAGCUCGGAGGGGCCAGGUCCUUUCUAGAUGACGUUGCGUGGCCCCGCCCACCGCCUUGUGACUCCACAGAGCCCGCGGCCCCGCCCCCUUUUGCUCCGGGGACUCUUCUCGCCGCGCCCCGCAAGGGGCGGGGGCGUUGCGAUGAAGCGGGGCGGCAAGCAAAGGCUGGCCCUUGGUGGAGCAGGUGAGGCGGGACCAGAUGGGAAGACAGAAAGACCCCUGGUUCCAGCCUGUCCCAGGUGCCGGCCGGGACGGCUCCAACGCCACCUCCUGAGCGGCGAGUUCGACCAGCUGCGCGACUUCCCCAUCUUUGAGAGCAACUUUGUGCAGGUAACCCGACUGGGAGAAGUCGCCAACAAGGUCACCAUGGGGGUUGCAGCCUCCAGUCCCGCCCUGGAACUCCCCGACCUGCUGCUGCUGGCAGGCCCCGCCAAGGAGAACGGACACCUGCAGCUCUUUGGGCUGUUCCCCCUGCAGUUCGUCCAGCUCUUCGUGCACGACGAGGGCCGCUGGCAGCUCAAGGUCAAGCUCCGCACGGGCCGCUCCUUCUACCUGCAGCUGCGGGCCCUGCCGGAGACCGGCGACCGCGAGUUCGGCCAGUGGGUGCGGCUGCUCUACCGCCUGCGCUUCCACUCGCCCCAGGAGGACUCGGCGCUCGAGGACCGCGAGGAGGAAGAGGCGGCGGCUGGGGGGCGGGGCCAGAAGCCUCCAGCCAUGGAAGCCAGACUUGACCCAAAGGUCUCAGAACUCUGGGGACUGUGAUUCUCCAAAUGUCCUUCCAGUUCACCAAAGGACCAAAGAGGAAAAUGCCCUCUCUCGGGGCAGGACAGAUGAAUCAAUAAAGUGAAUAAAGCUUGGCCAACGACGAGCCACCAACCAGGUGUCUCGCCAUGUCACCCACCCAAGACGCCACCGGCCUCCGCCCCAGCGUGGUCCUCGGUCCUCCGUGGCUGCCUCCCCGGGCGCAUGCCACGCAGCGGCCGCUGCGCAACCAGGUGGCCUCACCCGCGCGGCCGUGGGUUCCACCUUGACCCCGGGGAGUUGCCUCAUAAAGUCGCUGUUGCAAGAUGGCUGCCUCCA
Messenger RNA from Choloepus didactylus (southern two-toed sloth), 1163 nucleotides. It is a transcript of the gene GARIN5A, whose product is annotated as family with sequence similarity 71 member E1. The record is from RefSeq and is a predicted model, not a curated record. NCBI's taxonomy places the organism in Eukaryota, Metazoa, Chordata, Mammalia, Pilosa, Megalonychidae. The transcript is spliced from 5 exons. The coding region runs from base 111 to 845 and encodes 244 amino acids. Gene Ontology annotation, cellular component: nucleus.